GUAUUCGUACACGUCAAGAUGUGCACAUAGCUGACGGUGUAAAUAGUCGGUAGCCGCGCGCGAAUUUUUAUGUUGCGAUAUAGAGAGAGAGUGUGUGUGUUCAGGUCAACGAUUGUUAAUAGUACACAUUAACCAUGUAACUAAAAGUGCAAUUAACUGAAUCGAAGAAGAAAAAAAAAAUACCGAAUCGCGCUCGAAAGAAAUCCAAUUGAUGUGCUAGUGCGAAGAGUUGCGAAUUAGAUAUUCGUUUUAAACGAACCGUUUUCCACUUUUUAAACGAAGAAAAAUAUGAUUUAUUUCAUUUCUUUGCACCAAAUCGAAAAGAAAAAAUAUCGAACAAUUGAUCGAGUCACAGUAACAAAUACAUCGAUGUGCAAUUGCAAUGAGUCUUUUUUAUUCGGGCUAGGUUCGGCUGUUGGGUCUUGCUCCCGAUUUUUAUGAAAAGAAGUCAAUGAAGAUGAAAAAACUCGCGUUGUUGUUUUUUUUUUGGGUUGUCGCUGCCGUUGUUGAUUUUUUUCUCUUCUGUUUUUUUUUUUGGAUGAUACACACUAUUAUGUUGAUGUAUAAGAAUUGGCAACCGAUUCGGUGGGGGAAAUGAAGUCAGCCUUAUAUAUUGUUGUACGUAUGAAAUGAUUCACACACAUUGAAACGUUCCGCGAUGAAUGCCACCGAAAACAAACAGAAGAGAAAAAAAAUGAAGCGAAGAAUCACAAAUAAGGAAUCUUGUUUCUCUCCAUACAACUCUGUGUUCGUGUUUUUAGCAGAGCUCCUUGUAUUGUGUCCCCGAAACACGGAAUCUUAAUUGGCCAUACUUUUUUUUGUGUAUUGCUACUACGGCUGCUGUUGUUGUUGUUGUUGGCUGCUUGUUUGCUCUCUUUCUCUCAGUAUCGGUUUCUCUCUAUCUCAACGGAAUCACGUUUCAAAUGUUCACGUUGUCAUAUGUCCCAAAUCCCAAACCAACUGAUUAUUGUUUUUUAUCCUCUCUCUCUCUCUCUCUCUCUCUCUCUCUCUCUUCUGUUUGCAAUGUUUUUUUUAUUUUCAAUGACCCGGGUUGUAUUGUUCUUGAUUCGAUGGCACUUUUCUUUAUUAUUAUACACUAAUAUUUUUCCCUGGGCGGAAUUGAAACACACGAAGGAAAAUAAAUAAAUAGAAAAACAAUAUGAAUCCAACGAACGAAUUCGACGAAAACACUCGCAAUAAUAAACGGAUGCAUAUAUAGAACCGAGAAAAUAAUAAUAACAAAAAAAAUAUGAUACGAUAAAAACACACACAAAAACACACACGUAAUAAACAAAUUGAACGAGAGAGAAUCAGAGUUGCCGCUUGAAUAAGGCGAAAUGAGAUGAGGAGAAAAAAAAAGUCGCGAAUUUAAUCAACAGCACUGGCAAAUAAACCAAAUACGUAUUUACUUUGUGUCGACACAAUGAAUCGGUUCAAUUAAAUUGCGGACGAACAAAACAAAAAUGUUUUUUCACUUUUGAAACGAAAACUCGCCACUCUCAGCACUCUUGUGUCCGUGUGCCAGCAUAAAAUUCCAAUUGAAUUUUGUUUAAUGUUGACGUUUUAUUGCUUUUCAGAAUCGGUGUUUUUUUUUCUCGCUUCACCCUCGGUUUGCAAAAUUUUUUUCUUCUUCCACCAUUCACUUUGUAUCGCUCGUGUUUUUUUUCACGCUCUCUUCACUUUUGUGUGUUUAUAUUAUUUUUGUUUGCAGUCCAUAAAAAUUGACGUCGUGUGUUCGUUGAUGAUUAUAAAAACACUGACGACGGCGACGACGACGACGAUGAUUACAAAAACAACUAGCAACAAAACAGCACCAGCCGCUGUAAUCCACUGACAAUUUAGCACAUUCAACGUAGCAUAAUCACAUCGUUUUUCUUCUUUUUUUUUCGGUUGAUUCGUUUCGUUUCAUAUACACAGCCUCAUGCGCUGCUCUGUGUUUCGCACUCUCUUUCACACACACACACUCUCUCCCUAUCUCUUUCCCGCGCGCUAUGUGUGUGAAUGGCGCGCGAUGUUCAAAUGUAUGCGUGUUCAAUACACACUUCGCAUCCACAUACAUUCAUUUUAGACAGCCCUACCGAUUCCGUUUGGAUACUCGUUCGCACACAUGUUCACUUUUGACAUUUCCACACCAAAAUUUCUUCGCAUUGGCGCGCAUUUUGAGUAUAUCGUAUGUCCAAUGCGACGUUAGCUAAUGGGAAUCGAUUUUUUGCGGUGAAAUUUAUUGAGAAAAUGCCAACGCAUAAUCGAAUUACCGAAUUGGAAAUGCCAACAUUCAUUUUCGAUUCAAAGGGCUGUAAUUGCUUUCGAACAUUUCGUUUUUUUUUCUCUCUCGCUCAGACGAGAACAAUACUGCGUCACAAUGAAUGCUCAAUAUAUACACAUUUGUAUAUAUAUAUACAAAUCAAUGCUUUGUGCACUGCCUCAACCAGAGUGUGAUUCGAUACGAAUCUAUAAACAAAACUGGAAUAAAUACAAACAACAACACAAGAUAUGCUGUGUUCAAACGGAGAUUUGGCAUGCUAUCCAGAAUACAUGUGCACCGCGCACCGGCAAACCGUUAUGCAAACUCAAACUCAAUCGUUGUCGCACAUUCGGUAGACACUCUUCAAACCAAACACACUGUAUUUUCAGACGCACAUUUCAUUCUUUUCUGUUAGAAUCACCAAUUAUCUCAAUCAACUUGAGUUUUUUUUUUCAUCAUCUUUGAUUUUAUUACCGGUGCUUCGAAAUGGGAGUUCCUAAACUGUUCAAAUAUCUUAGCGAUCGGUAUCCAAGCCUAAGCCAAACGGUGACUCCAAAUAUGUUGCCACACUACGAUUAUUUUUACAUCGAUCUGAAUUUCCUUCUGCACAAAGCGGUCAACGAGAAAAAUGCGCUGCCAUUGGAAAAGGUGGACAACAAUUUUUUCUCGGAAUCACGGAUUUUUGAACGAGUUUUACGCCAAAUUGAAACACUCCAUCGCAUCGUGCCUUCGAAGGUGUUGUUCUUGUCAAUCGAUGGUGUUGCACCACGUGCUAAAUGGAACACACAACGAGAAAGAAGAUUGCUAUCGUUCGAAAGGAAUGGUUUGUCACCGGCACAAUUUGACACAAACAGCAUUUCACCCGGUACCGUUUUCAUGCGUAAUUUCGAAACGGCGUUGAUGGAAUUCAUUGCCAACAAAAUUGGAUUCCACACCAAUUGGCAAAAUUGCGAGAUCUAUGUCAGCGGAUCGAAUGUUCCCGGUGAAGGUUCGCUCAAAAUUACCGAUUUUAUUCGAUCAUUGAAACAGUCACAAGACUAUAAACCAAAUGAAACCCACUGCAUUUACAGUGGCGAUAACGAUUAUCUGUUGCUUGGAAUCGCAACACACGAACUGUACAUUUCGUUCAUUCAAGAGCAAAAGAAUCGUCUGUCAUCAUUGGGUUCGCUGUGCUCGGAUGACGUAAAGCAUAAGUUUUCGGUGGUUCACUUUGAGCUGUUGCGCCAGUACUUGAGAAUGGAGUUCAUCGAGUGCCAAAGUGAAAUGUCAUUUGAAUUUAACAUGGACAGCAUUGUUGAUGACUGGGUCGUUUUGAUGGCGCUCAUUGGCAAUGAUUACAUUCCCGCUUUGCCGAAAUUCGAAUUGGACGUUGGCAUUUUGUCGAUCAUUUACGAUGCGUACAAGGAAGUGUUGAAGACGUCAAAUGGUUACAUAAACGAGUAUGGCUUGAUGAACGUUCGCCGUUUUGCUCGUUUGUUACAAAUUCUCAAGCCAAAAGAUUUCGAUUUGUACAGCAACAGCAUCAGUGAGCAAAUGGCUGCGGUCCAUUUGAAUGGCGAGGCGGCGAAUGGUGGAGCAAAUGGUGGCGAACAAAAGGCUAGUUUCAGCGAUUUUUUGGAAAUGAAAGACGAGCAUUACGCGGAACACCUUGGUGUUUCCAAUUUUCCUAAUCUCGCACAAAUGUCGAUCAGUUACGUAACCACCGUACAGUGGAUGCUGCUUUACUAUUUCCGCGGCACAUUCUCGUGGAGCUAUCAUUAUCCAUACAAAUGUGCUCCGUUUGUCAGUGACUUUGCGUCCGUGCAUAAUACAGCCAUGUCACUAGAAGUCGACAAACCGAUGAAACCAUUCACCCACCUCUUGGCCAUUUUGCCAAAAGGAAGCGCAUAUUUGAUGCCCACGAGCUAUCAAUCGAUGAUUGUUGACCAUUUGGACAUGGAUGACCUGUUGCAAAAGGCUUAUAUCGCUGAAAAACGUUUGAAUCCAUCGGAUGAAAGUCGAAACAAAACGAAACCAAUGCUCAAAUUUCAAUAUGCCAAAGCCGAAAAGGGCUCGAACCAAGUGAAAAUAACCGAAAUUGCGGCGAAGAAAACCGACCGGAUCAAUAACGACAAAUAUCUUGAUCGACCGUUGAAGCGAACUGAUUUCAAAUUUGAGUUUUCAGCAUUGAAUGUGUAUGAUUGGUCGAGCAAAUUGAUUCCAGGUGGUCCGACAAAGCCAAAUCCACGAAUUAUGAUUACUUUAAAAGCUGAUCCAUUGAAUGAUAUUAAUGUCGUGGCCAAAUCAUACUUAAAUCAAGUGGUUUAUGCUGGGUGGCCGCAUCAAAUGGUGGCAAAAGUCGUGCAAAUCUUUGAUGCGACCAAACAUUUCGAUGGAUCAACUGGUGAUGUCAAAACGACGAUGGAUCCACACGAUUUCAACACUUUCGUUGAAACAUUGAACACUACAUAUGCUGAAUCUGGCAUCGAUAUUGGACAAAUCAAAUGCGUUGCAUUCGUUGCACCGCUAAAAUGGAUGGAAUACAAAUCCACUGACGAUAAGUCAAACGAACUGCAGUUGGUCGAGUAUUGGGACGAUGAAAAUUGGAAACCGGUGGCCGUUCAAACAAUGGUCAAACGAUUGUCGUCUAAUAAAAUGCCAAAAGUGAAGUAUGCCCAAGAUGUGCUUCGUGUUCCCGACGUUUUUCUCUUCGGCGGUCGAUCGCAUUACUACGGUGAAAAAGCAACUAUCGCUGAUGCUCAAGGUCUUGAAACACAUGGACGCGUUAACAUCUUAUCGUACAAGGAUCAAGAGCCUAACUUCGAAAAGGCCAAAAAUCUCCAUGUAUCAGCAAAAACUGAAGAAAUCAAUGAAUUCAAACAACUGUCGAGUGCGGCCACGUUGCUUGGCAUCAGUGAAAAAAUGUUCGCCCGAAUUACUGGUUCUGUUCUUGUAUGUCCCGAAAAGACUCUAGUACCAGGGCGUAAAAUCAACAUUGGAUUGCAGAUGAAGAGUCGUAACCCGUUCCAGACGAGCGUUUUGGUUGCGCAUAAUUACGUGAAAAAUAUCGGCAGCAAAUUCAUUUACUCACAACAAGCCAUCGAUGUAGUUCAGCAGUACAUGGAUAAAUUCCCUCGUGUCUUUGAAGUGCUGAGCACUUCCGAAGCACCGGCACUUCUUAUAACCGAUUUCGAUGAAAACAAUAAUCCGAAUGGGCUGGAGUAUAUUGGUGAAAUUCGUCAAUGGCUUCAAUCGUUGCCAUAUUACAAGGUCGGACUGAAACCGGUCGAUCUGUCACGUUUGUCUGAAAAUGCCGUCAGAGAUGUUCAAAAGGCCGUUGAUGAUGCGUACAAUGAAGACGCAAAGGUGCUCAAGCUAAAAAUGAAAUGGCAAAAUCUCUACAUCCCUGAUUUGAAUGAUGUAUUUGCGAUUCCAUCACCGAAUGCCGUGUACAAGCUCCUGGAUCGUGUUGUCAUCGUUCGCAGCGGCUAUCCGUUCCCGAUCGGAGUCCGCGGAACUGUCAUCGGGAUUGAGCCAAUUAGUCGUCACAUUCCUGGUAACGAUGUCACCGACAAUGAAAUCUACGCUCUGGAAAUUUUGAUGGACGCUCCAUUCAAAAUACAAUCGAAGUCUUUCGAAUUCAAGCCGCAUCAAGUGUUUCGCACCCGUUCGACAAACAUGUUGCUGAACAUUUCACAUGGCCGUACUGCUUAAUACGAAAUUUCAUUCGUAUAUUCUUCUUUCUAUACCACAUUCGAUUUCUUAUAAAAUAAGAACAAUUGACAAUAAAUAUGCUGAAACUUUGACUAAA
Molecule: messenger RNA, 6035 nt
Organism: Sitodiplosis mosellana (orange wheat blossom midge)
Lineage: Eukaryota; Metazoa; Arthropoda; Insecta; Diptera; Cecidomyiidae
Product: 5'-3' exoribonuclease 1-like
Exons: 14
Coding region: 2732-5938 (1068 amino acids)
Biological process (GO): nuclear-transcribed mRNA catabolic process; rRNA catabolic process
Cellular component (GO): nucleus
Molecular function (GO): 5'-3' RNA exonuclease activity; RNA binding
Source: RefSeq, a predicted model, not a curated record